Molecule: messenger RNA, 2020 nt
Organism: Engraulis encrasicolus (European anchovy)
Lineage: Eukaryota; Metazoa; Chordata; Actinopteri; Clupeiformes; Engraulidae
Product: ALK and LTK ligand 2-like
Exons: 5
Coding region: 783-1283 (166 amino acids)
Biological process (GO): positive regulation of ERK1 and ERK2 cascade; positive regulation of ERK5 cascade
Molecular function (GO): receptor tyrosine kinase binding; receptor signaling protein tyrosine kinase activator activity
Source: RefSeq, a predicted model, not a curated record
UCUAGCGCGCGCACCAGAGAGGGAGACUCAGAGCGCUCACUCUUCUGGACGGAGAUGUGAGAUUUAUUUCUGGGCAGAAUGUUAUCGUUUUCUGACGGACUCCAUACUGUGCUUACCAUAACAGCGAGUAAUUAAGUCAUCAGCAGCCAUCAGACUUCUAUAUCUGCGACAUGAAUCAAGCGCAUCUUUCGCGGGACGGGUGGAGUGGAGACUCGCACGAGGAUAUGUUUCUCUCUGACUGCGCAUAGGAUUUCUGGUUUGCGGCUCGAGAGUAAAGUUUCUUUGUAAGUGACGUUCCGGUGGAAUUACAUGACGCGUGUGGUUUCCCCCGGAGGUUCGGGAAAUGUGAACAAGUAACAGUUAACCGGUUUCUAAUUAAAGGCACGGUGAGGUGAGCCACUGGGGACCUCUUGUUACGUCUGAGAAGAAUAAAACGGGAGCAGGUCACUGGCAGAGCAUCCAGCGGCUUCACGGAGAUGGACACAGCGCUACAGCGCUUCUGCUGCCUUUCGGACAGAAGUCUUCUACACUGAACUGCUGGAGGAUAUUUCCCAGUCGGUGUUAGUGCAAGGACAAUUUGAACAUAUAUAAACAGUUUCCAUACCUUACGCGCGCAGGGUUUGUAGGCAACACAGUGGUUGUCUUAUGGCAAACAAUUGAAAAAGGAGUUAUGCAGUUCUAAAAAAAACCCGCAUAUACUUGCCUACCGAGGACAUUUCUACAAACAUAAUUGUUUCUUUUGGUCAACUCUCACCCCUUUGGAUUUUAUCACAAUAUCGAGAAUGUUUGGACUGCGGACAAUGCCACUGUUCGCGCUCGCGCUGAUAACCCUCACCAGCGCGCGCAGCGAGAGCUCCAAUGCGAGAUUGGGCAAGGGCGCAGUCGUCGCCGCCGCGUCUCACAAAAGCCUCUACAUACGGAUAAAAGACUUGGUCAAGCACAUGGAAGAAAGUGGAGACAAUAAAAAUGUUGCACAGUCUACCGUUAUAUUAGAAAGUCCGACAGAGCGAAGCUCACACUACACGAAGGAAAACGGAGACCAAGUCAUGGAAGUGUUUCCCAGGGACCUGAGGAAAAAGGACAGGUUUCUCAAACACAUGACAGGGCACAUUGUCAUCUCACACAAAUGUAGAAAACAGUUUUUCAGGAUCUAUUAUUCAAGAGAAUGCACAGUUAAAAACCUUUUAAAAAGGUGUGUUCGACUCUUGCAGCGAUUGGCUGCUAGUCCACGGUGUAAAGACGGUGUACAAAUUCACUACUCCAGCCAAACCAGACAGAUCUAGAAAAUCUCGGCAAGAAAAAAAAAGUGCCUUGGACAACAGCGAACACCAGUGAAACCAAAGUCACAUUCCAGUCAACGACCUCGCACUUGCAGGGUACCCCGAAAGCACAGCGCUCAGACGAUCGUGAGGAUGGAUGGAGGAACGGAUGGAUGGACGGCAACCAAAACAACUUGAAAGAUGCACCCCCAUCUCUCCCCCUCAAUCUCCCCGUUUCUGUGUGCGACCUGUGGGGCCCUGAGCACAUGUGGUGGAAGAACUGGACGAAGGGACCAGCUCGUGCUUGGAUGGAGUGCAGCAGCCACCAACAAACAAAACACGCCAACUUUUUUUCCGCCUCUUCCGGAGCUCCGCAGCAGAAAAGGGAUUAUUUUUUCUAAGCAGUGCGUGUGCAUGUAGACUACGUGAACGAGCGUGUGUGUGUGUGUGACUUUGUGCUAAAAGUGUGUGCGGUACGAUGUGCGCCUUCUCAGAGCAGGCUGGGUGCGAGUCACUGGGGCAAAGGCCUCAGAAAAGCUCGGUGGUGCCGAAUGGCUUUGCUUCAGAUGUUCCAGACCAAGAGACUGAUUCCCUCCCGACUAGGAAUCUGCAGGAUUUUAAAAAAAUUUCCCCCUGGCUGUGAGUCUGUGUCUGGGUCUGGAAGCAGUGGCCCAGCACAAGACAGUGCGCUUGGACAUGGACAGAGGGACACUGACUGGUGGGUCUGAAUGAAUGAAGUGGGGGAAAUGUCCAGCACUGCC